AUGCCACCCGCAGCGCCAUACCUCCCCAUCGGCUACAGUGGCCGGCCUUCAUCGAUUGUACUUUCGGGGACAAAGAUCACGCGCCCGUAUGGGCAAUAUCGUGACGGGAACAGUAUUGGUUUCGGUCCCUCCAGGGCACUCGAUUACGAGCUCGAGGUGGCUUGUAUUAUUGGGAAGCCGACGCAGCUCGGAGACCGCGUAGCUGUAACGGAUGCCGACGAACAUAUGUUUGGUCUCGUUCUGCUGAACGAUUGGAGUGUGAUCACACUGGAAGCACUCGAACCGUUUGCAACACAACCGCCUCCGAAGGAUAUACCCGCGCAGCUAUACUUACUGGACAACAAGGAGAAAUCGAGUUACAACCUCGCCUUAACGGCCGAAGUAUUAACCGCUGACGGGGCUACGACGGUGUGCAAGGCGCAGCUCAGCUGGAUGUACUGGACGUUCCGCGACCUCGUGGCCCAGCAAACGAUCAAUGGGUGUAAUCUCAACACUGGCGAUAUUCUGGCGACGGGAACGGUGUCGGGAGCAGGCGAUGACGAGCACGGAUGUCUGCUAGAGAUGACCAAGGGCGGUAAUGUGGGUUGGAAAACGUCCACUGGCCAAGAUAGGACGUAUUUGCAGGACGGAGACGGUGUGCGCAUCAGCGGGCAAGCUGGGGAUGGCGUGGGGUUUGGUGACUGCGUGGGGUUCAUCGGGGCCGCUCGGCCGUUUGGAACAGCACAAGUUCAUUUGUGA
Molecule: messenger RNA, 738 nt
Organism: Colletotrichum fioriniae
Lineage: Eukaryota; Fungi; Ascomycota; Sordariomycetes; Glomerellales; Glomerellaceae
Source: RefSeq, a predicted model, not a curated record